Messenger RNA from Caenorhabditis sp. 36 PRJEB53466, 1156 nucleotides. NCBI's taxonomy places the organism in Eukaryota, Metazoa, Nematoda, Chromadorea, Rhabditida, Rhabditidae. The record is from the annotation of a GenBank genome assembly.
AUGAUUGAUGUUCACUGCUGUGACCACGAGCAAUGCGCUUCUUCUGUAAUCGAUCUCUCCACUCCUGACACUCUCCAGAGAGACUUCAAUAACUGGCUCAACGUGAGUUACCGUAAAAACUGUAACAGAAGGGAACCGAGACGAUGUGGUUCGUCUCCCAGUAGACAACUUUUCGAAAUCUCUACUGACAGCUGAAAUACAUUGCCUUGAAUGAAUAGGAGUGCUCUUCUAUUACAGUUUUUACGGUAUCUGCAUCGAGCAUCCAUUCACCGAUCCUUCUGUUUUCAGGGAAUCGAAGUUCCCACUUCCUAUGAAUCCCAACCAAAUGAAUCCUCCCCUGCUCAUUAUGAAUCCGGCUCCAAAACGUCGUCUCCUUCGUUGCCCUCCAUUUCGAACACUUCCUCUUCGGAUGGACGGAAAAGCAGAAAGAAAGGUAGGCUCUCUUGCUGUUUUCUUUGAUUCCAAUCGAGUCAGGCACUAAUUUGUACGGCCGACCGUACUGUCCCGGUCGGCCGUUAUCGAUGGAAGAGAGAACUCGGAUCAUCCAGUUGCACAACAGUGGAAUGAAGGUGAGCGCGGAGGGAAGGGGGAGGCGUGCCAGCGGAUCUUCUUGCAGGUCAACGCCAUCUCGAAGUCGCUCUGCAUUUCUCAUGGAUGCGUUAGCAAAAUCAUCAGUAGGUAUGUCACAGCUAAAUGAACUACAAUCUAUUCCACCGUGUUGUGUUUUACUCAACGUAGAGUAUCAGAAAUCGUAGAAGAAUAGAGUACGGCCAUUCAUUUACAAUCCCUCCACACCAAACUUCACAACAUGAAGGUCAAAAUGGUCUUGCUAGUUUGGAGUUUAUGUACGAUGUACUACAUGUCUGAAGUACUUCUUCUUCUUCUUUAGAUUUCGAGCAACCGGGGUGCUUCUUCCCGCGUGUUCCCCAGAGCAGAGGAAGUCGAGAAAGCGGAAAUCGUCGAUGGAAGCAUCCUCGAUGGAGCAGGGUUUCAUUCCCGUCUUCGUGUCGGUACGUAAUCUGGUUAGUCCGAGAAUAUCUACCGUAAUCCUUUUCAGAUGCACGACGCCAACGGAAAUGAGUAUCUCAGCGAGUACUACAGCCUUCCGGUGAGCAGCAACGACGGAGUUGGCUAUGAUUACACCGUGUCACUGUGA